ACGACGAGAGAAUGAAGUUUGUUGUCAAGUUGGACGUUUUUCUGGAUAAGAGAUGACUUCCAUUAAAAAGGCGUUUAAAACCAAUUUUGGGUUCGAUUGGUUCCGAUCCCAGAAGCAGGAGGACGUUGUUACAGCAGUUGUUAAAGGUGACAGGGAUGUUUUUGUGUGUAUGCCCACCGGGGCAGGGAAGUCCCUCUGCUACCAGCUUCCCGCAGUGUUGGCUAAGGGUAUUACCUUGGUCAUAUCCCCUCUUAUCGCUCUCAUCCAGGACCAAGUGGACCACCUAAGGGACCUGAACAUUCCUGCAUGCUCCAUCAACUCCAAGCUCCCUGCAGGGGAGCGCCGUCUGAUCCUGGCCGAUCUGGAGAGUGAGAGCCCCAGGUUGAAGCUGCUUUACAUCACCCCAGAGAUGGUGGCCUCCUCUGCCUUCCAGCCUUGCCUUACAGGCCUGCUCUCCUACCUGGCUGUGGACGAGGCUCGCUGUGUCUCCCAGUGGGGGCAUGACUUCAGACCAGACUAACUCAAACUGGGCAGUCUGCGUGCCUGUCUGCCCGGGGUACCCUGCGUGGCGCUGACGGCCACGGCACCCCAGAAUGUGCAGGAGGACAUAGCAAAGUGUCCUGAGGCUGCGAUCACCGCUGUCCUUUGCCACACCUGUGUUUCGCAGUAACCUGCAUUAUGAGGUGGUGUACAGGGAGGACCCCUGGAGGACCCCUACAAGCACCUGCAUGCCUUCAUCAGGGAGGCCCUGACCAUGGGGGAAUGCCCCAAAGGACAGGGUUGUGGAAUUGUGUACUGUCGGACCCGAGAAGGCUGUGAGACGGUGGCUUACCAACUGACUAAGCUGGGAGUCCUGGCCAAGCCUUACCAUGCAGGGUUGAAGGCAGGAGAUUGCCAGAGACUUAGACUGAUUGGAUGCAGGGUAAGGUGCUUGUCAUUGUGGCCACCAUCAGCUUUCGCAUGGGGGAACCUUGCCAAGUUACUACCAGGAAUCUGGGCAUGCGGGGCGAGACGGGCUGCCCUCUUCCUGCAGGACGUACUACUCCCCCCAGUUACUACCAGGAAUCUGGGCGUGCGGGGCGAGACGGGUUGCCCUCUUCCUGCAGGAUGUACUACUCCCUCCAGUUACUACCAGGAAUCUGGGCGUGCGGGGCGAGACGGGCAGCCCACUUCCUGCAGGACGUACUACUCCCCCCAGUUACUACCAGGAAUCUGGGCGUGCGGGGCGAGACGGGCUGCCCACUUCCUGCAGGACAUACUACUCCCCCAAGGACCGGGAGCAGUUGACCUUCCUCAUCCGCAACGAGGCAAAGCGUGGCUCCAAGAAAGAUCAGGACAAGGCUUCCAUCACAGAUUCGAGGCCAUGGUGUCUGUGAGCAAGAGGGCUGCCGCCCUGCCACCAUCUCCAAGUUUUUUGGGGCCCAGAAGCCGGACUGUGCGGGGGCCUGUGACUACUGUCGUGACCCCAAGGCUGUGCGGGCCCAGCUGGAGAAGGGGGCUACUUUGUGCACCAAGACUGGAGUAGCUCGGAGCACACAGCCCAGGGGCCCGUUUGGGUUUGACCGUGACCUCUACGCCAGGGGGAGGAAUGGCUACGGCUUUGAGAGGCAUGAUGAGGAGGGCUGGGAGAGUGGUGGUGAUGAUGAUGGCUCCGAGCAUCGGAGGAAAGAGUUUGGAGAUCUCUUCAAGAAACAAAUGAACCUGUGCAAGGUGUCUGAGGGACACAAAGAUUAAUUUAUCCCCCCAGAUGAUAACUGCCCACUCAGGGAGGCCAGCAGCCAGAAAAUCCCCAGGCUCACUGUCAAGAUCUAGUUUUGAGGAGAGUGUGUGCCAAAUGUGUGCAUCAAUUCUAGGCCCGGGGGCCCUGUUACAGGAGGCUCUGAACAACCACCAGGUGGCAGCAGCACACACACAGAUCUGACACACUCUCCUUGGCAGGGGAUAUUGAACAUGAGGUCUUGAAGAUCACCAAGUCUUCCAACCUGUACAAAGCAGCUGUCCUGAAGAGAGCAUCAGAGAUGAAGAAGGGAGGGGUUGCCUCUGCAGGAGGAGGAGGACAAGGAGAAGGGGAAUCCACAGAGAUAAAGGCUGAAUCCAAUGACGAAGCAGCCUCCUCCUCUUCCUCCUUGACUGAGGAGCAGCAGGGCUUCACGCCUGCCUCACAGAUCUACUCACUAAAGCGGAAGAGAAUAGGAGCAGGUCUGAGGGGCUCCCCCAACCCCUUCCAGACUACCAGUGAGCUGCUGAGGGCCUCUAACUGUGAGGGCUCCACUACAGGUCCAGGGGCAAACAGGGGGGACAGGGAGCGGGGGCCCUGACUGCCUGGCUGGGUCUGGAGAGUCAGCCGGUGAGGAGGAGAGGUUGGAGAGGAAGGAGACAAAGACUGGAGAUACAGCACCAACCAUCAGCUCCUCCAUCAGAGCUAAAGCCAGUGCAGUCUCUGCCUUCCUGAACAGUCCCACCAAGACAGGAGGCAAGGCCCUGAGCAAGAAGCAGAAGCUAGCGGAGGCUGCUAAGAACUCCUGCUACAUUACCCAGUACUUUGGGAAGAAACCAAUUGAAAAGAGUCUAGAGGUGGGGAUAAGAACCAAUGAUGUGUCAUCUCAGGCCUUUUCAAUACCACCCCAGUCACUCCCCUGCUACUGUCUCCAUGGAUACCAUCCCUAUGGACACUAGUCCCAUGGAAAUCAUCCCCACGGAAACCAUCCCCAUUGAAACUAUCCCUAUGGACACCAUCCCCACAGAAAUCAACAACUUGGAUAAUGAUGAGGAGGAGGUUAAAGAGGAAGCUAAACUGGACUCUAUCACAGUGUAAGAUGUCCCUCGGAAGUUGUAGAUAGUCUUUGACUGGUUUAUUCUGUUUUGCGCCUCGCUCUCUCUAAACUCCUUUGUCUUAUUCACAGGCAAAAUGCACAUGAAAACAAGGCUAAAUCAUUGCUAAAACAAAGGGUAUGGAGAUCAAUAUUAUAUUGCCACAACAGUCUUAUUGUGUCGUCCAUGUUUUUUAACAGUAAUGUAAUGAUGACAUCAUUGUUAACAUCUACUACCACAUGUUCUCUGUGUGUGUGUGUGUGUGUCAGCUAUGUGAGGACAGUGAAGAGAGGGAGACCCUCCCCCCAGCCAAACGUAGCUGCCCCCUACAGGACAGCAGGAAGAAGGUGACCUUUAACCCCAAAGUCCAGGAGACUGUACUGGAGCAAGGGAGCCCAAGCAAAGCCCCCAAGCCUGUGUCUCUGAAGGAGGUGGCUGACAUUGUGGAGCUGUUCAAGUCAUUUGCCUGCUACUUGUCUCAUCUACUAGCAGAGGGGAGGAGUAGGGGAGGAGGUCAAGUGAAAAUGCAGGCCAGGAAUCUGAUAUAGAAGUUCUUCAGCGGUGUGAAGCACUGUGAGAGUGAAGCAGACUGGAAGCACCUGAAGGGACCACACAGCACUGAGACCGCUGAACACAGAGGGAUGAGAGGAGGCGGGACUAUGAACAGAAAGGUGGAGGAAGAUAACAACCUGGGGGUCUGAUCCCUUCAUCCACUCUCUCUCUCUCCAACUGAUUCCCUCCCUCACAUCUCUCCCAGGCCAAGAUACUGAGCUGUUUCAGAGAUAAUAUGCUGCUAUGCUGUGUCAACUCCAGGCUCGUGCUGUCGUGGCUUGGAGAGCCGCUGUAGUGGCUGCUAUUAAACAUGUACUGUAUACAGCACGUCUGCUGGUGCUGCUAUGGAACAAGUAGUCAUCCAUGCUCAACGCCGAACAGAGGUGGCUCUUUGUUUGAUGUUAGCACCAUGUGAUUAGGACAUGGCUGCUAUGGCUAUACCAGGCCAAACCCUGCUGCUACCUGGUCUGUCAUUCUGCCUGACUAAAGAGGACAGCCAGCUGGAUGUGUAACAACCACACUCUAUCCUUGAUUGAUUUAGGAGCUGUAAUUUCAUGUAUUUUUUUUGUUAGUUUGUUAUUAGUUGUUUUCAUGAGAUUCUCAAUGAGAACUUUUGUUUAUCCUGAGGAAUCCUCCAAAAUAUGAAUUUGUUUUUUCUCUUGCCCAUAUGGUACAAAGUUAUCUUGUCUAAAAAGAUCAGAGCUGGCCACCUCUGCCUGUGCAGGUUGGUGACCGGGUGGGUGCCUUUUCAAACAGUCAGUCAUUUCAAACAUGAUGGAAUCCAAAGAGCACUUGAUGCACCAAUGGGGAAAAACUCCCAGCCAUCACAGAAAUGUAUCCAAAAAAAACAGCCUUCACACACUAUUGCUCCAUGUGAGACCUGUUUACAAUAAAAUCUCUAACACUGAAUGUCUAGUGGCUGGUACUAAAUGGCUCAUGGGCUGUAUACAAUUAGAUUAAGUGGAAAGGCUGUUUUAUGGAGCAGCAUCUUCCCCUGUAUAGGGAAUGGGGUUGGGGAUCGUUGCAGCAUGGAUCUGGGGAGAUAUCGGUGCAAAGCACGAGUGAGUGGGGGCUUGUAACAACAGCUGGAGGCCUACGUAAAUCACAAUGGCGGGGGGAAUUAUGAGUGGCAUUUGCCAGUGUCACACGUCUCAAUAUUGUACAAUUAUUUCCUACGUUAUUCUCUUUUUAUUGUAGGCCGAACGUGCUGUCGUUGCAUAUAGGGACUUGGUUACAGUGUUCAGUUUGUGCGUGCAUUUGUCGGCCUUGAGAUAUUAAUUUAGUGUCAGGUGCGGUAAAUUGAUGCAUCUGUCACAUUCGAAUGGUUCAUUGCAGAAUGUUGGGGGCAGGUGCGCCCGCGGCUUUCCUAGUGAAAUGGGUUACGGUUUGGGAGGCUGCGCUGUUCGAGAUUUCUUGAUCAUACGAGGCAUGCUUCCGGGCGAGCGGUCAGAGACGUUACAGAGCGCACGGUGAACAGCCACAACGAUAGACCGAGCAUCGAUGCUUCGUGCAGUCAGGAUGGAGGAGUUUGUUACGGAGGAAGAUGAGCCAUGGUACGACCAACGGGAUUUGGAGCAGGAUCUGCACCUGGCAGCUGAGCUGGGGAAGACCCUUUUGGAGCGCAACAAGGAGCUGGAGGACUCCCUACAACAGAUGUACAUCAACAAUGAGGAACAGGUGCAGGAGAUCGAGUACCUGUCCAAGCAGCUGGAGAUGCUGAGGGAGAUGAACGAGCAGCAUGCCAAGGUCUACGAGCAGCUAGACGUGAUGGCCAGAGAGCUGGAGAUCACCAAUGAGAAACUGGUUAUAGAGAGCAAGGCCUCGCAGCAGAAGAUAGACAGGUUGACGGGUACCAUGGAGACACUGCAGGCUCAGGUGGAUACCAUGACAGCUCGUGUGGAGGAACUACGUACACUAGAGGAGCUGAGGAACCACAGAGAGGAGCGGGAGCGACGCAAGACUGUCCACUCCUUCCCCUGCCUUAAAGAACUCUGCACUGCACCAAAGUAUGAGGAUGGCUUCCUGGUGGCCAACCCCGGCAGUGUGGACCUGGUGUCUGAGCGUGAGCGCCGGCCGCUGGACGAGGAGAACGAGCGUCUAAAAGGUGUGGUCUCCUCCCUGAGGUCCGCCAUGGUGGCAGAACGGGGCCGGAGGGAGGGGGCAGAGAGGGAGUGCACAGCUGUGCUGCAGGAGUUUGAGCUUAUGGAACAACGCCUCCUGGGUGCUGAGGGCUGCCAGCUGCGAGUGCAGGAGCUGGAGGCGGAGCUACAGGAGAUGCAGCAGCUGAGGAGGUCCCGGGUCUGUCUGUUGGAUGAGGGUCUGGAGCAGACCCUGCUCAACAAUGCCCCUGAGACCGACACACCCGAGGAGGGACCGGGGCAAAAGGAGGGAGGGGAGGGGACAGGGGAGUCCGGGGGGACAGGAGGAGGGGGGCAGCAGGGAGGCCCCGUGAGGAAGAGCUGCAGCGACACAGCGCUCAACGCCAUCUCGGCCUGCGACGCCUCUGGCAGGCGACAGGGCAGCUACGCAAUCCACGCCAACGGCGUGCGCAAGCGGGGCAUGUCCAUCCUGAGGGAAGUGGACGAGCAGUACCACGCCCUGCUGGAGAAAUACGAGGAGCUGCUGGGGAAGUGCCGGCGCCACGAGGAGGGCAUGUGCCACGCGGGGGUGCAGACGUCACGCCCUGUCUCCAGAGACCCCUCCAUGAAGGACUACAGCAUGGCCACCCCCGGCCCCUCAGCCAUGGCUGCUGCACCCCCCACCCCGCCCCAGACCCCCUCCACCCCAGAGGCCCUGGAGGGCAUCAGCCGGCAGGUAGACCAGGUGGACAAGAGGCUGGGCCAGAACACCCCAGAGUACAAGGCCCUGUUCAAAGAGAUCUUCUCCCGCCUGCAGAAGACCAAGAGUGAAGUGAACUCCACCAAGGGAGUCCCCAAGGGUAGGAAGACCCCACGGGUUGGAAGUCCUAAGGGAAGAAAGUCCAAAGACAAAUGAGCUGCUUUUGUGAUACUAGUGAACAUGACCUCUCCUGAUACUACUGAACAUGCACUGAAAACAAUGGGUACAAAAGCCACAGAUUUUCUUUCAGAAUUAGUUUCUCUUUGUUUGACUGUUUGUUCAAAGUGGUCACUUGAUGACAGGUUACCUGUACUUCUGCACUGGGGAAAUGAUACAAUCUACUGUGGAUGAUCCCCUCAGCUGUUUUAUCCAUCUCUCUGGAUACUGCCACGUUUUAUCCAUCUCUGGAUACUGCCAUGUUUUAUCCAUCUCUCUGGAUACUGCCACGUUUUAUCCAUCUCUCUGGAUACUGCCACGUUUUAUCCAUCUCUCUGGAUACUGCCACGUUUUAUCCAUCUCUCUGGACACUGCCACGUUUUAUCCAUCUCUCUGGACACUGACACGUUUUAUCCAUCUCUCUGGACACUGACACGUUUCACCCAUCUCUCUGGACACUGACACGUUUUAUCCAUCCCAAUAUGAAUGAAUUGUACAGCUGAUGACAUUCAUCAUCUGGGUAGAUGAAAUGCCUUGAUUAUUGACCUAAUUUAAGAUAAUUUGACAACCUAGUUGUGCACUAAAAUCUGUUUGCCCUGUCUUUGUUCAAGACAAUCCGGUACCAUGUUUAAAUGACUGAGCGUGUAUACUGAGACUGCACUAAUUUUAUUUAAAAUGUAUAAAUAAUUGCUAUUUAAUGUUUUUGAUGACUGACAAUGAAUAAUAUGUGCAGAGCUAUUCAUAAAAUGUUUUCAAAUACAAUGUAGUUAAAUAUUCCUGAUCUCAGUAACACUGUUGCCUUAACAUCUUAGGCUUUACGUAUGCAUCUAUCCAACAUAUACAUUGGUUUUGAAGCCAGUAGACUUCAAUUGAGGGAGCCCAUGGUACUCAAGGUAGUAACUUGUUCUAAAAUAAAUACUGUAUGUAAACUGUGAAUUUACCUUUGUAAAUUAGGUUGUCCAAGCUAGAGAACUGAGGACCUCCUGAUGAUGCACUGCAUAGAAAUGGAACUCUCAACCACACUUGACUAAGCUACUGUAACUGUGCUCUCUAAGCACCAUGGGUACAUCUCCAUGACUCCUUGUUUUCUGGACUGCUUAUUUCAAGUGCACAAGGGGCUCUAGCUGCCCUCUUAUCAGUACUUUGGCUUUUUAAUAUUUUCCGUGUUCUCUUCUGCUCUUCAUUGUGUACAAACGUCAUGUGAGAUGGGUUUUCUAUGCAUUUGUAGACGAUCAUCUAAAUGUCUAACAUGGUUCUGUUCAAUGAGAACGGUUGCUGGUGUGUUAGAUGGAGCCUGAUAGAAGGGUAAAGAUGGUUUAUAGAACAUUGUACUUUAGAGCUGGAUCAAUAACAGAACCGUGUAAAAAGUAACAUGACUUUAUUGAUUAAAAAGACACCGGGA
Oncorhynchus tshawytscha (Chinook salmon) is the source of this 7759-nucleotide messenger RNA. RefSeq names its product cerebellar degeneration-related protein 2-like. Bases 4864 to 6357 code for a protein of 497 amino acids. The transcript is spliced from 20 exons. The record is from RefSeq and is a predicted model, not a curated record. Lineage: Eukaryota; Metazoa; Chordata; Actinopteri; Salmoniformes; Salmonidae.